AUCCAUCAUAUUGUUUGGUAAUGUCUUCUGGUUCAGCUCGAGCUUGUCUGAGGAAGGGAGAGCGUUGAUGUUGUUCAAGAAUGGUCUGGACAAAGAAUCACAGAAGUUGUUUGCUUCGUGGAAUGAAUCUUCUCAGUUUCCCUGCAAUUGGACUGGAAUCACAUGUGAUAUGUUCCAAAAGGUGAGUGCUAUCGAUUUAUCUUCGUUAAAUCUGGAAGGCUCCCUGAAUUCCGCUGUUUCCUCUCUUCUUCGCCUGAAAAGAAUUGAUCUCAGUCACAACAUGUUAACUGGAAUCAUUCCACCUUCUUUCCUCAAUCUAAAAAGUCUUGAGGAACUUGUGCUUGAGGAUAAUUAUCUGUCUGGCACGAUUCCACCAGAAGUCGGACAAAUGCAGAGCCUUAGAAUUCUGAGCCUGGGAACUAAUAAUCUUCAAGGAGAAAUCCCGCCGGAGCUGGGAAAGCUUACCAAGUUGCAGUCUUUGUCGCUCUCUAGCAAUAAUUUGUCCGGCCCCAUACCGCCUGGAAUUGGCAAUUGUAGUAACCUCACUGAUCUGGAUUUGGAUUCGAAUUAUCUCGAUUUGAUUCCUUACGAAAUUGGCAACUUGCAGUCUCUGAAAGUUCUGCGGCUUUAUUUGAACUCCUUCAGUGGCGAAUUCCCUUUGUUUAUUGCUAAAUGCAGAAAUCUAGAGGUCUUAGACCUCAACCAGAAUUAUCUGGUGGGGCGUAUUCCUUUAGAGCUCACAGGGAUGAAGAAUCUGGCUUUCAUCAAUCUCUCACUGAAUUAUCUCAGUGGCGGCAUACCAGCACAAAUCGGGAAUCUUACAAAGCUACAGGUGCUUCGUCUAGGGGUAAAUAAUUUUACCGGACCAAUUCCAAUGGAGUUAGGUAGGUUACACAAGCUGCAAAUACUGGAGCUCUUUGAGAACCCAUUGAGAGGCAGAAUUCCAGCUAGUUUGGGGGAUUUAACGUUCUUGCAGAGACUGGAUCUUCACAACAACAGUUUGGAAGGAAAUAUACCAGAAGAGCUCGGACAGUGCUUGAAUUUAAUGUUCAUGGAUUUGUCGCUCAAUAAGCUGGAAGGUCCUAUACCGCUUAGCUUUGCUAGUUUGUCCAGCGUAAGUGAGCUUGGAAUGUCAGGAAAUCUUCUUACGGGAGCACUUGAUGGUAGAUUUCUGGGGAACUGGACGAAUUUGAUUUCGCUGCAGCUCCAAGAGAAUAACAUGGAUGGCAGAAUUCCUGCACAAGUAGGAAUGUUGAAGAAGCUCCAUUUUCUGUAUCUGUAUGAGAAUUCCUUUGCGGGAGCCAUUCCGGCGGAGAUUGGGAAUUGCUCGAGCUUGCAAGAACUCGAUUUGUCGAAUAAUUCUUUGACUGGCGCCGUUCCUGCCGAGCUCGGAAAUUUAAAUUUUCUUGUGACGCUCAGUCUGUUCGAGAAUAGUCUCAAUGGAAGAAUUCCUCCACAAGCUGGACUGUUGAAGAAUCUCGAGUCUCUGUCUCUGAACAGGAAUUCCUUUGAGGGAGUUAUUCCAGUGGAGAUUGGGAAUUGUUCGAGUUUGCGAAAUCUCAGUUUGUCGCAUAAUUCCUUGACUGGCGCUAUAAUGUAACAGAAGAUUGUCUUGACUGACAUUCCUUUGUUGUCAUUUUCUAUAGUUUGUGAUUUUCGAUUUUGGGCUUUUGUUGCGCUUCCUUCCGACUGAUGUCAGAUAGUGGGGUUGUGGUGUUAUGUGAGGGGUGUGGUAUUCUUCUUUAGGUACGUAUGAAGGGGCUGUGAAAAAGGAGAUAGAGCAGUUUCAGUGUGAUUUAUGUAAUCAGUUUUUGCAAAAUUUUGUUUGUUUGUUUGCUAUUAUUUGUAUGUUUUCUCAAUAGUAUGAGACUAUUAUAUAAGAUUAGUUAUUUUAGUUAUUUGUUAAAGCUGAUUUGCAGAUGCAAAUGCAUUUAUCUGCUUUGGUUUUUGGUACCAGAGCAAUUUGUGAUGGAGCAAAGGAUAGUUUGUGUGAAGUAGGGAAGAAGGUACAAGUUGAA
Cryptomeria japonica (Japanese cedar) is the source of this 2018-nucleotide messenger RNA. Its product is annotated as probable leucine-rich repeat receptor-like protein kinase At5g63930. The transcript has a single exon. The coding region runs from base 68 to 1600 and encodes 510 amino acids. NCBI's taxonomy places the organism in Eukaryota, Viridiplantae, Streptophyta, Pinopsida, Cupressales, Cupressaceae. Gene Ontology annotation, molecular function: protein binding. The record is from RefSeq and is a predicted model, not a curated record.